Molecule: messenger RNA, 2283 nt
Organism: Moneuplotes crassus
Lineage: Eukaryota; Ciliophora; Spirotrichea; Euplotida; Euplotidae
Source: the annotation of a GenBank genome assembly
ACAUUGAAACUAAUAAUAAUAAGUUUAACUGAAAUGUCAGACCGACUAAAUGCCCGCAAAUUAUGGUUAGUCAAGGUAGCGGUCUACCAAGACCAGCUAAAUACAUUCUUUAACUCCUACCUUGGCUUGCGCAUAAGAAGAAGUAGAGAAUUGAGGAGAUCUAUUGCAGAGAGAAGAGACAAUGAUAAUUUAGUAGAUCCUCUAAUUGACUCAAUUGCCAAUAUCUCUCUUAAUACAGAAGACCAAGAUCCCCCACAAGAAGAUGAAGGUGAUCUUUGACCCAAGGAAGAUGCUAAUAUCCUUGAAAACUCUUGCAAUCUCUCAAAUGAAGAAAGACAAGAAGUUUCUUCAUCAAACUCAGCACCUAUUGGGAGACAGAAGUUAAUGAAUGACUCAUCCUCUUCUAAGUUGCAGGAAGAUUCUUCCUCCUCCAAAGAAAAUCCUAAAGAGGAAACAAAAGAGGAGUACCAACCUUGCAAAAAGGUUAGACCUGGGAUGCAUACGAUCGAGGAACUAGAUGGAGAGGAAUCUGGGCAAGAGCAACUAUCAGGUGGAGGUGAUUGGCAUGAAGAAGAUAAAGAAAACAGAGAUCAUAAUAGAACCCAGAUGAUCUGAGAAAGACUUGAAAAUGAGGAUUUUGAUAUCAAAAUUAACGAAAACAAAGACGAGCUGAUCUUGACAUAUCGCAGAUUAUAUCGCGGAUUCCGAGAGGAUUUAAGUUUGCUUCUUGAUCGUCUUUGCGAGAUAAAAUCAAGGAUAUCUACCCUUAGACUAAAUGGAAAUCGAACAAUUGUUGAUAAGCUGCUAGUUUUUCUUACUGACGACAUAUCUUUUUUAGGUAAAUAUUUCCUUAAUAAAUCAUCAAUUGUAAAUAUUUCACUUCACAAUUGGAUGAUUUCCUUUGAUACUUUUCAAAGGUUCUUGGAAUUUGUGGCUCCAUUGGAAGUAUUAUCAAUUCAUAAUUGCCAGUUUCUUCUGAAUUUUAAAUACUUUAAUGAAAUUGUAUUACCAGCCAGUCAAGAGAAGGUGGCCAACAAAAUGAUAUCCAAGAUUAUUGUUGGCAAAGUUACUUUUGGAAAGAGAAAUAGUGCAAGAACUACCCCACCUAAAAAUAUUGAAUAUCUUUGCAUUCUUCUAAAUUUUUAUCUUAAUUUUGCUAAAGAAGAAGUGAUAUUAGAAGAUAGCAAAAACUAUGGCUUUGAAGAAGCCGAUAUUGCCACAAGAAUUUCAGAGAGUCAUAAAGUAACAGUAAAGGGCACAGAAGAUGGUGUAAGAUGUCAUUUUCUUUCCUCCAUCUAGAAAGAAAAGAGUAAACUGCCGAAUGCUUAAGAACUUAACAGCCUAAUUCUUUGAAUCUAAAUAUUUUAUGGUUAAGUUCGCAGCUCUUAAUACAUCAAUCUUAACAUUGGUCCAGUAGAUAAUUGUGGGGGAUUAGUGGAACCAUUAAGGAUUGGGAUGGUAUUCAAAAAAUUUGGAAUUAUACCUUCUACAAUGAAUUUAGGAUUAUGACUGGAAUCUCCCAGCUCUAUUGACUGGGCUCUAUUGAGUCCAAAGCAAAACAGAGAGAACAUAUGUAGAAUUAUGUUCGAAGAAAAUGAUUUUCCAAGCAUGUAUAUCCAAAUCUAGGCUGUCUUGUCUUUGUACUCAACAGGAAGAACCACUAGUAUCCUUGUUGAUUCUGAAGAUGAUGAUACACAUCUUGUGUCAAUCUUUGAAGGUUAUCAGAUCCCACAUGCCAUUGAGAAAAUCCUUCUUUAUGAAAGAGAUCUUACUGAUUACUUGUGCAAAAUCUUUAAGGACAAUGAAUAUCAUUUAGAGACCACUAUCUAGAAUCAAACAUUUCGAUAUCAAAGAGAAGCUAAGCUAAUUUGCUGAUGAUUAUGAGGCAGAACUCAAGAAAGCAGGAGAAGGAGGCGAGCUAGAAGAGUCAUACGCAUUGCUAGAUGGACGGCUACUCAAGAUCUCCACUCAAAGAUUCCAAUGCCCAGAGUUCUUGUUUCAGCCAGAUUUGGGAGGCAGAGAAUGCAAGAGCGUCCGCCAGUCGACCUACGACUCCAUCAUGACUUAUGAUUUGAAUGUCAGGAAUGCCUUAUACGCUAACAUCAUUCUCUCCCAAGGAACCACCAUGUUCUCAGGACUCGGAGAGAGGCUCUGCAAGGAAAUGAAAAAUUGGCUCCACAGAAAAUGAAGGUCAAGGCCAUUGCGUCCCCAGACAGGAAAUACGCAGUAUGGAGAGGAAGAUCGACUCUGGUGAAGCUAUCUAUAUUAAAGCCCAAUACUAUU